UUACUACCCAUCGUCAUACCUAUUUGCUUAACCCCAAUUAUUCAUGGAUGGCUUGGCUUUAUCAGCAUCUGGUGCUUAUAUCAAGGAACGCUUGUGACUCCAAUUUCAUAUCAAAUGGCUUUUGAGAAGCUAUGCCUAAUCUUCUUGCUGUUUCUCUUACUUGCCUUGCUUUCACAUUCUGUAGUCUCUCAAUCUUCUAAGAAUAUAUCUUUGGGCACUUCCAUCACUGCAGUGGAAAAAGGCUCCUUCUGGGCCUCACCAUCUGGUGAAUUUGCAUUUGGUUUCCAACAAAUUCAGAAAGAUGGGUUUUUACUAGCCAUUUGGUUCAACAAAAUACAAGAAAAAACUAUUGUCUGGUCAGCUAAUGGACAAAAUCUUGCUCCAAAUGGUUCCAAAGUUGUGCUUUCCACAGAUGGUUCUUUCCAGCUCGUUGAUCCCACUGGUAAGCAAAUUUGGAUUGCUAGCCCUAUAGGAAAUGGAGUUUCUUAUGCUGCCAUGCUUGAUUCUGGUAACUUUGUGCUAGUUGGUCAAGGAUCUCAAAAUUGGUGGCAAAGCUUUGAUCAUCCCACUGACACAAUUUUACCAGGACAGAUUUUGCAUCAACCUGCUCAACUUGUUUCACACUAUUUGCCAAAUAACUAUUCAAAGGGGAGAUUUCUGUUUGCACUUCAGGAUGAUGGGAAUUUUGUGCUUUACACAACAAAUUACCCAACGGAUUCUGUAAAUUAUGCUUAUUGGACUACCCAGGUUUUUGGCAGUGACUUCUCAGUGGUCUUCAACCAAUCCGGUUCUAUAUUUGUUCAAAGAAGUAAUAAAAGUAUAAUCCAAACAAUAUCAUCUCUGAAGGACAUCUCUGCACAAAAUUUUUACCAGAGAGCUAUUCUUGAUUAUGAUGGAGUCUUUCGGCACUACAUCUAUCCCAAGGAUAGUAAAUACAGCACAAGAAAUCAUCCUAUGGCUUGGUCAAUUCAGUCUGUGACACCUUCAAAUAUUUGUUUGAGAAUUAGUGGACCUAUAGGAGGUGGAGCUUGCGGACCCAACAGCUACUGUAACUUUGAUGGUAAGAUGAAAAGUUGCAAUUGCCCAGCUGGUUACAGCUUCAUUGAUCCAAAUGAUGUGAUGAAAGGAUGCAAACAGAACUUUGUUCUACAAAGUUGUGAUGAAGCUUCUUCACAAGCACAUCUCUUUUAUUUCAAUGAGAUGCUACAUAUUGAUUGGCCAAACACUGACUACGAAUACUUCAAACCAGUAAGUGAAGAUUGGUGUAGACAGGCUUGUUUAGAUGAUUGUCUUUGUGGAGCUGCUUCUUUCAAUGAAGGGGCAUGUUCCAAGAAGAACCUACCUCUCUUUAAUGGAAGGUUUGAUUUAUCAUUCCAAGGGAAAGCUCUAAUCAAAGUAAGAAAAGAUAAUUCUUCUUCUCUGAUUCCUAGAGAAAUUAAUCCAAAGAAUGAUAAAUCAAAAUUAUUUAUUAGUGGUUUGAUACUUAUGGCCACUUCAAUAUUCUUGUGGUUGCUCUUGAUAGUGGCAGUUUAUCUGGUUUUAUAUUGGUUUCGCCGUAAUAAUCAAAAGCUACCUAAAAGUAGUCAAUUUGGGCCAAUCAUGAAUCUUAAAAGUUUCACUUAUGAAGAGUUAUGGGAAGGAACCAAUGGAUUCUCAGAAGAAUUGGGUCGUGGUGCAUUUUCUGUUGUAUACAAAGGUGUUUUGCCAAACCAUCCAAAGAACCUUGUUGCUGUUAAGAAACUAAAAUUGCUGAAUGACAGUGAUAAGGAAUUUGAAGCGGAAGUGAGUGCAAUUAGUCAAACACACCAUAGGAAUCUGGUAAAACUUUUGGGAUUCUGCAAUGAAGGAGAGCAUAGGCUACUUGUUUAUGAAUACAUGAGUAAGGGAACUUUAGCAAAUUUUCUUUUUGAAGGCCAAAGGCUAAGUUGGUAUCAAAGAGUGCAAAUUGCAAUAGGAACAGCUAAAGGGCUCUUGUACUUGCAUGAAGAGUGCAACACUCAGAUCAUACACUGUGAUAUCAAACCUCAAAAUGUCUUGCUUGAUGACUCUUACACAGCUAAAAUUUCAGACUUUGGUUUAGCAAAGCUCUUGAAGAUUGACCAGGCCGUAACUACAACAGCAAUAAGAGGAACUAAAGGGUAUGUUGCUGCUGAGUGGUUCAAAAACAAGCCAAUCACCAUGAAGGUGGAUGUUUACAGCUUUGGAGUUAUGUUACUGGAGCUUAUUUGUUGCAGAAAGAAUUAUGACAGUAAUGUUGAAGAUGAGAUUAAGAUGGUACUAAUAGAUUGGGCAUGUGAUUGCUUUCACUACAGGAGAUUUGACUUGUUAGUGGAAGAUGAUAAGGAAGCUUUGAGUGACAUAGAAAGGGUAGAAAAGUAUGUGCGAAUCAGUAUUUGGUGCACUCAAGAUGAUCCAUUAGCAAGACCCACCAUGAAGCAAGUGGUACAAACGCUUGAAGGAUUCAUGGAUGUGCCAAAUCCCUUUGUUCUACAAUCUGUUACAAGUUAAGGGUUAUUUUGUCAGCUUAUAUAAUGCUUGGCAGCGGUCAAUGAUGCUGGUCUUUUUCUUCAAAGGAAGCAAUAGCCUGUUUGCAUUGGUUUGGAAGCAAGAGUUUCGAAAUCUUUUUUUUUUUUGGUUUUCUUCUGUUGGGCCUGCUAGAUGUGUUUAUGGUGUGUCCUUCUUGUAUGUUGGGCUUUGUGUAGUCUAGUUGAGUAUUGUCCUAGUUUCUUGUCCUAUCAUUUUAUGCAAAUAUCAUGUCACGUAUCUUCAAUUGGAUUCAGAAUCCUUGAAUAUGAUAUAGUCUUGUAGUCAUAUAAAAAAAUGUAAAUAUCUGUAUUAUUUUCUUGUUUUAUCAAGAAAUAAAUAAAUUUUGUCAACGCCUUCGUGACUCAAUGGCAUAAGCACCUUCUUUAAGUGUCUUU
Molecule: messenger RNA, 2921 nt
Organism: Prosopis cineraria
Lineage: Eukaryota; Viridiplantae; Streptophyta; Magnoliopsida; Fabales; Fabaceae
Product: G-type lectin S-receptor-like serine/threonine-protein kinase LECRK2
Exons: 2
Coding region: 115-2508 (797 amino acids)
Biological process (GO): protein phosphorylation
Molecular function (GO): protein serine/threonine kinase activity; ATP binding
Source: RefSeq, a predicted model, not a curated record